AUGAGAAUAUAUUUUCUGAUCCUUAUUUCUUCCCUGAUCAUCACCAGCGAAGCGCAAAACGGCGGAUUUUCUGUGAGCAAUGAAGCCAGAGUCAUUUACAAUUACGCAAAAUCGCAUCAAGAAUUCUGUGGAUUGGCGCACUGUCGCGACUGCUUGACAUUGCUGCGAAAGGAGAGCCAAAUCUAUGGAUCUGAAGCGUUGCAACGGCAAGGCUACUGGACUUGCACUGUCAUCUGGCUCUGGAACGACUGCUGCCCGAAAUGGGCCGAGACUGUAGUUCAAAUGCUCUGA
Oikopleura dioica is the source of this 291-nucleotide messenger RNA. The record is from the annotation of a GenBank genome assembly. NCBI's taxonomy places the organism in Eukaryota, Metazoa, Chordata, Appendicularia, Copelata, Oikopleuridae.